Messenger RNA from Colletotrichum higginsianum IMI 349063, 603 nucleotides. RefSeq lists its product as uncharacterized. NCBI's taxonomy places the organism in Eukaryota, Fungi, Ascomycota, Sordariomycetes, Glomerellales, Glomerellaceae. The coding region runs from base 1 to 603 and encodes 200 amino acids. The record is from RefSeq and is a predicted model, not a curated record. The transcript has 2 exons.
AUGCUGCCUCCGCCAAGCAGCCAAGCGGCCAAGAACUCCAACGCCUCCAGCAUUCGCUCCGCCCGCUCGACCACCCAUCGAAUGUCAGCACGGGAUUCCGGCCACGCUCCGUCUCUCCCCGUCCCUCUCGUCUCUCUUCGUCUCAAAACUCCUACUCUGCCUGUUCAGCUUCGCCUUAUUCGUCCCUCGCCCGAGCUCCCCCCCUGGACCUCCCUCCAAUACUUCCCCGAUCCAGCUAGAUCCCCGGCUUCUUCUCACCUGCGCUCCUCCGCCACUCACUCUGGCGCUCUUCAUACGACACCAUGCUUCGCCCGUGUUGAGCGUACCCGAUCGGUCAGUGGGAUGAUUGGGUCCUCUCCCGUACGUACUAUUACCGGAUCAUCGUUGUGGACCAUGUACCCAACUUCUCGGUGUUGGCUGCCACAUCCUACCAAGAAACCCAAGCAAUUACCAAGCCGAUCCGACCCUUACUCGUCGACGAAUCACAUUCCCGCCUCGAAGCCCGUGGUCCCCUUCAACCGCCCAGGCAUGUCAGAACUGCUUGUCAAGCCAUGCGCUCUUGCGUCGGUGGAUCGUGGUCUUGUCAACGCCAACGCCGCCUAG